CGGGACUUCCGAUCCCCGAAGUUUUCAACCGGUUCGCGCGGGAGCCGGAAGUCGCGCUCUGGAGCGGGGUCCAGGGCUGCGGACUCCGUCGCCGGCUUCCUAACUCUCACCCCCCUGCCGACAGAAAGGUGCAGUCAUGCAAGAAAGCAUCAGAUUUGCCUCAUCAGGGGACGAUAUUAAAAUAUGGGAUGCAUCGUCUAUGACUGUGGUGGAACAGUUCAACCCCCAUUCAUCAUCGCUUGGAAUCAGCUCUUUGUGUUGGAGUAGCAAUAAUAAUUUUUUGGUGACUGCAUCUGCCAGUGGUGAUAAAAUAGUCAUUUCCAGUUGCAAGUGUAAACCAGUCCCACUUUUAGAGCUAGCUGAAGGGCAAAAGCAGACAUGUAUAAACUUAAACUCUACGUCUAUGUAUUUGGUAAGCGGAGGCCUUGAUAACACUGUUAAUAUUUGGGAUUUAAAAUCAAAGAGACUCCAUCGAUCUCUUAAGGAUCAUAAAGAUGAAGUAACUUGUGUAACAUUUAAUUGGAAUGACUGCUACAUUGCUUCUGGAUCUAUAAGUGGUGAAAUUAUUUUACACAGCAUAACUACCAAUUUAUCCAGUACUCCGUUUGGUCAAGGUAAUGGCCAGUCCAUCCGUCAACUGAAGUACUCCCUGUUUAAGAAGUCUCUCCUGGGCAGUGUGUCUGAUAAUGGAGUAGUAACUCUCUGGGAUGUAAACAGUCAGAGUCCAUACCAUAACUUUGAAUGUAGCCACAAAGCUCCAGCCUCAGGAAUAUCUUUUUCUCCCGUCAAUGACAUGCUGCUUGUAACCAUAGGCCUGGAUAAAAGAAUCAUUCUCUAUGACACUGCAAGUAAGAUACAACUAAGAACUUUAAAGGCUGAGGCUCCCCUAACUGCAGUAGACUUCAUGCCUGAUGGAGCCACAUUGGCAAUUGGAUCUUCCCGUGGGAAAAUAUAUCAAUAUGACUUAAGGAUGUUGAAUUCUCCAGUAAAGACCGCCCUUGCUCACAAAACAUCUGUGCAGUGUAUAACAUUUCAGUGCUCUUCUUCCCUUUUUAAGUCAAAUUUAAAUAAAGGCUCUUCAAAUAAAUCUGCCUUGAACAAAAGAACCGGGAAAGUGAGCAGCACGCCUCUCCAAAAUCCUGAAAUUGUCAGAGAACCAGCUUCUUUAUCAGGUACUGCCGUUUUAUCUCAGCUCAUGACCACAGUUGAGGGGAAAGGAUUGGUGGCUGUUCCGGACAAAUCAGGCUUGCCUCGCAACACGAAUCCAGAUGUCGUUCCAUCUAGAGAUGCUGAAUGUGGGAAAAAUUCAGAUCUCUCCAGCUUUGAUGACACUGGAGGGAGAGGUAGUUUAGGGGACCUCUUCUCACCACUGAGAGAUGAUGCUGCUGUCCACAAGGCAAUUGAAGACUCUUCUUCCAGAGGAAAUGUCCUAGACUUUCUUCCACAGUUAAAUGAAAUGUUUCCAACAAGAAAACAACCAAUGAGUGCAAACACACCAGGAUCACAUCUUAGCUCCCUUCAUGUCUCAAUGGAAUUCCCACUUUCAGAAGAGAAUGAAAGUCAAGAUAUAGCAGCUGAGAGUAAGAAGAUGCAGCUGGGAAAACAGGAAUCAAGGGAACCCUUAAAACAGGUUGCCAAGUUCAUCUCCGCUGGUGCUGAAUCUGGGAAUCUGAACACCUCCCCAACAUCCAGUGCAACAAGAAGCCCUGAGAAAACAGAAAGGGCAGAGAGAGAGAUUCAAGGCCAUUUGACACAUGAAUCCCCAGUCAAUGGAACUACCGUAGUUAAUCCAAAGAUAAUGUCCUCUGUCACUUCCGGAGUUGCUAAUUCACUUUCCGAAAAAAUAGCAGACACGAUUGGAAACAGCAGAUCUAAUAUACGACUGACAUCUGUUGAAAUCCAUUUUAUCCAGAACAUGAUACAGGACAUGCUGGAUGACCUUAGGGAAGCAUGUCAUCGUGACAUUGUAAAUUUACAAGUGGAGAUGAUAAAACAGUUCCAUAUCCAAUUGAAUGAAAUUCACUUCUUACUUGAAAGGUACUCAGUCAAUGAAAGUUUAGUAGCUGAAAUUGAAAGACUACGAGAAGAGAACAAAAAACUUCGGACCAAUUUUUAAAAGUUAUACUUGAAAACGUUGGUUUUGUAAUUUGGAACGGCGUUGGCAGCACAGAAAUAUUCUGACUCAGUGUUGUUUUCAUGAUUUCUGAAGAGUUGUGAGUUUAUUUUUUUUUUAAUCAAACUGUAGAUUAUCAAUCACUACUACUACAUCUCAACUGACUGCUCUAAAACAUUGUAUUUUUGUGAUGAAACUGUAAAAAAUGCCUUUUACAUAACAGGAAAGUCCACAGGAUGUUUAUUGUACUGAAGUGCCUCUUUUCAUAAGAAAAAGAAAUUUGCAGAAAAUUAUAUUUUAUGUAGGUUUUGACAGAUCUAUUUUUGAUUAACAGAUUGCCUUCCAAUUUUUUGUCUGCUCAAACUUAGAAUUUUGGUAUAUCCUGUUUUUCUGAAAGUCAUUUUAAUGACAGUUGGGAUAUUUGAGCAAUUAGCUAAUAAAAUAGAGGGUUGAUUAGUGAUUAUUUCCUUAUUACGACAAAGCUGAACAUGACCAUUAUUUAUUAUUUUGUAUGUUUUGAAAAACUAAAAUUUUGGGAUUGCAUAUUAAAUCUAUUGCAUUUAUUAUGAGAGUAUUGCAAUUAAAAAUAACCUCUGCUAUUGGUUUUUAUAGGUCAAGUUACUUGGGUAAGUGAGCUAUUUGAGAUUUUUAUAAAAAUACUUCAUUUCUUUCUUUAUUGGCAUCAUGUGAGUUAAUGUGCUGAAUUAUUUUGUGAAGGUUCAGUGAAUAUGAUUAGACUUGUAAUCAGUGCAGACUUCAUGGUGAAUAUUUAGAUGUGACUGCAAUGAUAGCAGGCAAGAAUUUAUUAAACCCUGAUUGUGUACUAGGUACUGUGCUAGGUUUCAAGUGAUAUAAAAGCCAAAAGGAAAUAACAGCUUCUGCCUACCCUUGAGGAGUUUACUUUCUGCUGGAACAAUCUAAUUUACUCUAAGGAUUAGACAAAUUAAAAAAUUCUCAAUAUAUUUUUAUACAAGAUAAAAUUUUAAUAAGACUGAAGAACAGCUAGCACAAUGUUUCUGAUCUGGAAAAUACUGAAUCUAUUACAAAGUUUAAGAAAGUAUAGGUUUCUCAUUUCUCUAUUUGUUCUUUCCAUGAUUAUAUCCAAGUGGCCACUACUAUCAAAUGUAUAUCCUUCAAAUGAAUCAUACAUACAUACAUGCGCGUGCACACACACACACACAGAGGCACUUAAAGACCAUUCUUCACUAGCCAUUUCUCAAGAGCCAAGUGGUGACAAACAGCAUGGUAGAAAGUUAAAAGAGAUACAGUAUUAUUCAAGACUGAUAGCUUGUUAGCUGCUAAAACUUGUUUCACAUUGUUAUCAAAUAAGUUUUAGAAGUACUUCAAAAACAUUUCAUUAAAUGCCCAAAUGAUUCAGGUUUUUCGUUACUAUAUGAUAGAUUAAAUUUAAAGUACAAAUUAUAAAAUUACAUCAAUAUUUAAAAAAAUCCGAACAACUAGAAUGAAACCAUACAUAUAAUGAAUAUAUGAAUUUUGAGUAAAAUUUCCUAUAUUUUGCUCCAAAUAUAAAAGGGUUUAUAUUUUUUUAAUUAUUAUUUCUGUAUCAUUUUUCAGCAAUUCAUAUUUGUGUGUGGAGUUUUUGUUUUACCCACUUUGCAACAGAAAUCUUUGACAAUGUUUAAUGCCAAAUAAACGCAGAGACUUUAACAUAGGUACAUGUGUUAGAAAUACACGUGCACCUAUGUUAAAGUCUCUGCAUUUAUUUGGCUAUAAUUUCAUCAUAUAUAAGUGAGAUUUGUAAUUGCAUUGGCUUAGCUCUUUGUUCCAAAGAUUGCAUACCUGAUAUGCAGUUCUCCUUUUGAUUUUUUAACUGAUAAAAAUGAUAGUCACUCAAAAAAUAACAUGAACAUAGCUAGUGAGCAGUAGUUUAUCAAAAUGACAGCAGAAUUUUAAGUGACAAGUAUUUAACAAAUGUAAAUUGUACUAAUAACUACUUUAUAAAUAAAAAU
Molecule: messenger RNA, 4083 nt
Organism: Dromiciops gliroides (monito del monte)
Lineage: Eukaryota; Metazoa; Chordata; Mammalia; Microbiotheria; Microbiotheriidae
Gene: NEDD1
Product: NEDD1 gamma-tubulin ring complex targeting factor
Exons: 15
Coding region: 137-2116 (659 amino acids)
Biological process (GO): microtubule nucleation; mitotic cell cycle
Cellular component (GO): spindle pole; pericentriolar material; centriole
Molecular function (GO): gamma-tubulin binding
Source: RefSeq, a predicted model, not a curated record